AUGGAACCUCAAAGCGCGGAGGCGAAGCCCAAUGACAGGACUAUUAGCAGCGUCACGCAAGUUCACGAGAAAGCCAUCCAGGAAUUGACGAAAUCGAACCGAGCUUUCUUCUUGUGCUUAAAAUCAUUCUUUGAGAACCAUAAGAGAGAGGGUUGGUUGAAGAGACUCGUAACUUCUUCAACGCCAGUCGACAAGGCGUAUCAAAGUUUGCACCACCACGCUGGGAGUUUCUUCCGCCUCGUGGAGUCUAGUAUAAGGGUUUCGUCGGCUGGAGUAGCAAUCACAAAAAUGGCAAUAUUCCUUUUAAGCGCACCAGCCGGCCCUCCAAUCCAAGUAAUACAGCUAGCGACACGAUUAAGGCCGUACGCAGUACAGUGCCGUUUGGAGGCUAAGAAAAUGGAGAACGCCUGCAGAGAACUCCGCACACAGAUUAUGGAUACGUAUAAAUCGGUGGGGUUCGAAGUAGAAAGUUAUAACAAACACGACAUGGACAACACAGAUGCGCUGCAAAACAUACAAGAUGGAGGCCUCCUCAAAGCGCUCACCGAUUCCGUUGGCCAGUUAGCGGAUACAAUCACGAAAUUAGUGAGCUGGUGGGGCGACGUGGAGAUCGACUUGAGUAAUAUCACCAACCUGAUAGACGUGAGCCGGGGUGUUUCGCUCUUGAUUAGGACAUGGGAAGAUCUGCAGCGUAGUUAUCAGCUAUACAACAAAGAGAUUAUGGUGCAACAAGAUUAUUACAAGUCGGAAUUGCGAUACGCACUCCCUAACCGUGGGCUUCUUUCGUUCUUUCGCAAAUGA
Pleurotus ostreatus (oyster mushroom) is the source of this 801-nucleotide messenger RNA. RefSeq lists its product as uncharacterized. Lineage: Eukaryota; Fungi; Basidiomycota; Agaricomycetes; Agaricales; Pleurotaceae. The record is from RefSeq and is a predicted model, not a curated record. The coding region runs from base 1 to 801 and encodes 266 amino acids. The transcript has 6 exons.